AUGAGCAGUAAGGAGUACUUCAGCUGUGGCCACUCCGGCCACUGGACCCGAGGAUGCUCCCGAGGAGGGCGAGCCCUGGGGCGCAGAGCUAGAGGCGGGGGCAGAGAUGGUCAGGGCACUUCCGCCACCCAACCCGACAUCUGUUACCGCUGUGGUGAGUCGGGUCAUCACGCUAAGAACUGUGACCUUGCCGAGAACGUGUGCUACAACUGCGGGAAAAGUGGCCACAUCGCCAAAGAGUGUGUCGAGGCCAAAAAUGCCAAAGAGCAGUGUUGUUACUCGUGCGGCAAAGCUGGCCACUUGGCUCGAGAUUGUAACCGUCAGGAAGAGCUGAAGUGCUACUCUUGCGGGGAAUACGGUCACAUUCGGAAAGACUGCACCCAAGUCAAGUGUUAUCGGUGUGGCGACACCGGCCAUAUGGCCGUCAACUGCACCAAGACAACGGCGAUCAGAUGCUACCGCUGUGGAAAUCCCGGACAUUUGGUGCGGGAUUGCCCCGCGGAAGAUACUGAUUAA
Molossus molossus (Pallas's mastiff bat) is the source of this 516-nucleotide messenger RNA. RefSeq names its product zinc finger CCHC-type containing 13 (gene ZCCHC13). Gene Ontology annotation, molecular function: mRNA binding; single-stranded RNA binding; translation regulator activity. Gene Ontology annotation, biological process: positive regulation of cytoplasmic translation. The transcript has a single exon. Bases 1 to 516 code for a protein of 171 amino acids. The record is from RefSeq and is a predicted model, not a curated record. Gene Ontology annotation, cellular component: cytoplasm. NCBI's taxonomy places the organism in Eukaryota, Metazoa, Chordata, Mammalia, Chiroptera, Molossidae.